AUGGCGUCACAAGAAGUCGGAUCUGACAGCCUCGAUCCCCAGGAUCAGGAGCUCGCUGAAACCCACCACAUCGCCGACUAUUCUAUCGUGCAUCCUGAAACCCGUACGGGCAUCGCUGUCUUCGAUUCUAAAAACGUGUGGUAUCUUCCAAAAGCCCUUCGUGUUAUAAAUAGUUUCGACAUCCCAGAUAUUUCGCGGUUGAAAAUUUCCGCCAAACUCGCAACCAAGUAUCUGUCGUUUGCCAGUGAGGCUGAUUUCAUCUCUUAUGCCCAUACCGUCCUACCAGGUAUCGUGGGACCUGCCAUCGACGUGAUGGCAUCAGACAACUACGUGGAAAAGAUCCGACAGUUCGAUAGCACUUCCUUUGCCUGGGGGGCAAAUGGGGGCAAUGAAGAACUGAAUGAACAUCUUUCAAAGCUUAACAGGUUGGCCCUGCAUUGCGUCCUAUUUAGUCCCGGCCGCGUUCAAUGCCCAGCAGACCUUAUGUAUUUCUACAUGGGACACUAUCAGGUGCGAGAUUGGCUCAAUACUUUCGCUACCCUUAUCACCGAACCGAAGCUGCUUCCGUCCAUUCGAACGGGCUACCUAGGAUUUUCGGCCGGACUUCGCAUAGAAAUAUUUAUCCUUGCUCAUGCUGUGCAGAUCAUGCUCUUUGCCCCCAUUCAGGGGCGUGAGGAUGCGUCCUACAAAUCCACGGACUCAUACCCCCGUCGCUUUCCGCUUGGAUAUCCCGAGCCGGGUCCUGAUGAUGUGAUGAUCUGUGGCAAGUAUAGCCUCGAUGAUCUGUACCGAGCUCUCCUUCUUAUUUUCUUCAUUCUUCAGCAGCGGCCCGGCAAAGAUGAAGACCCUCAUAUCUCUCAAAGUUCAGAGGUUUGGUUAGGAUAUACCACGGUCCGUUCCCACUAUCCCUGGAAUGAAGCUAUCAACCCUUCAUCAGUGAAGCCCUUUCCAUUUGAGAAGCUUCCUCGAGAACUACAACUUCGGAUCGUCGACCUUGCAACUUCACCCAAGGUCACACCGACUAUAGAAAGAAGGGAGCAUCGAGGGAAACGAACGGCCCGUAAGAUCCAGUGUACAUCCGAAGACUCAUUUCUAGCCCUCAAAUUGUCGUCUCGAGGCAUGUAUCAUUUGGUGAAGACUGCGAACCCAGUUGUAGCUAUCUACGACUCUGUUAUCAUUCCUCCGCCCGGCCGAGUAAUAUUUCGAAUGAAUCUGAGGGUCGACACACUGAGAUUAUUCUACGAUCACGAUGGCCUUCCGAAGUUUUACGACGCACAUGGCCGGCGUGCACCACUUCCCGUGCGCAAGCUUCUCUCGUUCUCGGAAUAUUACAAUCGUGAAUUUAAUCAGAAUCACCGUGAGCCUUGGUGGUGCCAAAGACCUCUCUGUCCUAUAUCUUUGAAUCUCCAUAAUCUUCCAAUGUUAGAGGAGUAUUCCUUGAUACUUCCUGACGCAGACAAGAAGUGGAUGAUCGAGGGGCUUCCGCGAGUCAGACCUCAAACCGACAAUGAAACUACGGCGCAUAUUGGCACCAAGUGGCAAUUCAACUAUUAUCGCUACUACGAAGCUGAGCGACUCCACACCGAAACACCAGAGGGAUUCCCUAUGGGGGUUCCGCCAAACUUCUGUGACGAUACGCACCUUGACGGUCCUAACCCUUCCGACCGUCCUGGUAGUAUCCCGUAUAUCGGAAGAUACGGAUAUGAGAGAAGCAAAGGCAUAGUUGGCGGGCAUUGGGCUGGGUUCAAAUACUUUCACGAAACUCAGGAAGUCUACUUCGCACCUCUCUCAUGGGACGAAGUUAAGCCCCUAGCAAUAGGUCCCUAUGGAAAGAAUGGAGCUGAAGCCUUUUUUCACAACCAUACCCCGCAGUUUGUGGCAAAGGUCUGGAUCAUCCGACAGGGGACGACCGUUCCGAAAGGAUGGGUCAAGGUGCGGGAUGUAGGCCCAUCUGACCCCACCUGGAGACACCAAGUACUGAUGACAUGGAAGCAAUUGUGUUACACGUUCCAUAUCAUUGAAAGUUCCCCUUCCGAUUACUCUUACGACCUUCACCAGAGAUAG
Fusarium redolens is the source of this 2064-nucleotide messenger RNA. RefSeq lists its product as uncharacterized. Bases 1 to 2064 code for a protein of 687 amino acids. NCBI's taxonomy places the organism in Eukaryota, Fungi, Ascomycota, Sordariomycetes, Hypocreales, Nectriaceae. The record is from RefSeq and is a predicted model, not a curated record. The transcript has a single exon.